This is a messenger RNA of Ixodes scapularis (black-legged tick), 3376 nucleotides long. RefSeq names its product major facilitator superfamily domain-containing protein 6. NCBI's taxonomy places the organism in Eukaryota, Metazoa, Arthropoda, Arachnida, Ixodida, Ixodidae. The transcript has 6 exons. Gene Ontology annotation, cellular component: membrane. The record is from RefSeq and is a predicted model, not a curated record. The coding region runs from base 434 to 2146 and encodes 570 amino acids.
GCUCGAGGUGUCGCCAUCUGUCGAACAAUAUCGUAAACGCUACCUUUCGCGAACGUUUGCAACGCGAUCGCUGCCGCUUUAUUCUCGCUAUUUAUAUAUAACAUUAUCAGAGGUCAUUUCAACAGUCACACUCAUAAACCGGGUUUUCCAAAAGCUUAUCAAGGAAUUCAGCGAGUACCUAUUGUGUUUUAGGCAGACGUGUUGUUUGUCCGGAUAGGUUUAGACGGAACCAAGUGGCGGUGAUAUCGGUUUCGGCUCUACAGGAGUGAGGUGCGAGAAACUUGGAUGCGGUUAAACUAGCGACAGUAGGGCAAUACAAACGCUGGGCGAAUUCUUUCUUCGAGCGAUAGAAGUCAAUGAUCUUCGGCACCGAGCAAAAACGGAAUACCAAUCUAAGGUCUUGCGCCACCAGGUUUUGAACGGACACGAAGACAUGAGCAGUGCCGCCACUUGCUACAGCUGCGUACCCGGAGACACAAAGGACGGCAUGAAAGCGAGGCAGGCCGACAGGAUGGCCGGGUGCGGCGACUGCCUUCCGGCGUCCGUGAACAGAAGUCUACUGCCGCUGAAACUCCACUUUUUCCUCUACCUCGCAGCUCAAGCAUGCGUCUACGCCUACCUGGCAGUGAUUGGGCGCCAAAACGGAAUCAGCGCAGCCAACAUAGCCGUCAUCUUCGGCUUCACGCCCCUGGCCGCUGUCCUCUUCAAGCCCGUGUGCGGCUACAUCAUCGACCGGACGCAGAAUGCCACUGGGGUCAUACUCGCCCUGCAGUUUUUCCUCAUCGUGUCCCACGCCGUGGUCUUCUUCAGCCCCGCUCUCGUCGUCCAGAUGUCGGCCUCCAGGGGGCUCUUGAACUGUCCCGAGGGGACGUUCGUGCUCCAAGACCGACGUGUACUCGACUCGUGUCUGGCGUCUUUUCCAACCGCGAGUGCGCCCUUACAGUGCAACUUGACGUUUCCGACGGACCACGCGACCAGUGUCGACGUGAACGCGGUGUCGGGCACAAGCGUCACUUUUCAGAACGCCACAGGGGUGUGUCAGGCACUCGACGUGGUUUCCAAAGUCGCCAAGGGCAACCAGAGCUCCAACUGCACGCUUAGCUGUCCCUGUGACGCCGAUAACGCGGCACAAGGGAGUUUCUGGUUCUAUACCGUGUCCGUGGUGAUUGCGUGGACGCUCACGGCCACGCUCUUCACGGUCACGGACGCGGCAGUGUGCGAAGUGCUGGCCGAGAACGUGAACGCUUUCGGAAGGCAGCGACUCUGGGGAACGAUCAGCUGGGGCGUCACCAGUCCGCUGGUCGGCUUUUUCAUCGACCAAGCCAGCACGGUCGGCCACACGGACUACACACCCGGCUUCUACGUGUUCGCCGCGUUCAUUCUGCUGGACAUGGCUCUGAUCGCCUACAUGCCGCGUCUGCGGACGGCCGACUUGUCCGUCAACUUCUUCCGGGACAUUACGAAGCUCUUCUGCAGCGUCGAGGUGGUGACGUUCACCUUCUGGACCUUCAUCGUCGGUGCCCUGAUAGGUGUCAUCUGGUCCUUCGGCACCUGGUUCCUGGAGGACCUGGGCGCCUCCAAGCUCCUCAUUGGCCUCACGGCCACGGUUAUGAGUCUGGGCAUCGAGUUGCCGCUGUUUUUUGUUUCCAGGAACAUUCUGGAGCGCAUCGGCUACUUCUUCUCGUACUCCAUCACGUUCGUGUGUUUCGCCAUCAAGUUCAUCGGCUAUUCCUUUGUGCAGAACGCGUGGUACGUGCUCAUCAUCGACAUCGCGGGCGGAGCCAUUUUCCCGCUGGCUUAUUCGGCGAUGACGGUGUUUGCCAAGAGCGUUGCCACGCCGGGAACGUCGGCGUCCAUGCUGUGCAUCUUGGGCGCCUCUUUCGAAGGACUCGGGGUCGCGGCGGGCAAUCUGCUGGGAGGCAUGAGCUUCGACCAGAUCGGCGGACGCCUGACCUUCCGCUACCUGGGCUACGCGUCGGUGGCCUGCAGCGUCUGCUGCACGGCCACUUACCUGGCCAUCCGGGGACGGAACGCGGGGCGUCACGGUUCAGAAACUCCGGUGCUCAAGACUCCUGCCGAGACGUCGGUGAACGGGACAUUCAACGAAGCAUCGAGAAUCAACUGGGGCGAGCAUAGCCGCCUCUAGUGCACCGCCACUUUGCGGAAUCCCAAAGACAUACGCGUGACAAUCGUUGUGCAUCCUGUUCGUCCAUUCAUCAUCGUGUAUAGUUGGUUGUGGCCAACCGUAGUUGAAAAAGUCGUGUCAGUGAAAUAGUCUACUGAGCGUUUGCUCUGCGACCACCCUGUCUGAAGGCGCUUCGCUCGCGACACGCAUCGAAUACAGGGUACUCUUAUACGUCUAUACUUCGAAAUUCGGGCACAACAGAAAAGUUGAACCCCCCCCCCCCCCCCCCCCCCCCCCGCUCAAAAAAAAUUUAAACUUUAAAUUUACCAUUUCGGUUCGGUUCUCGGUUCGGCGACAUCUCAGUACUUUAUGAUGCUGUUCACACGUAAAUUUUAACGUCUCAGUGUUACCGGUAUUUUUUUUUUUCUUUCGUGUCCUGAAAGCAUUUGUGAAAUCAACUUCGGUCAUGCUAAAAUUUUGAAACCUAAUUAAGACUCUUUGCAGUCAUUCAGAAUGAAAGUUUGUGACCUGAGAUCCUUAUCAAGUUACCACAAUGUGUGUCUGCAGGCUUCACAGGUUUAAGAUUGAUAUUGUUGUACUUAGAAUCGUGUGACUCGUAGCAAAUUUCCCGCAAGCAGUCAACGGUUCCCGCAAGCAGUCAACGGUUUCUGUGUGUUUAUCCGACAAACUCAUUCAUGUCCCACGUAUUUUUGUCUAGAUAAUGAUAAAUUAAUUUGACUUAAAUUAUGAGUGUUCUCGAUGGAGGUGAAUUCGAGAUGUGUUUGCGUCCUUGUUGACCUUUUAGUACUUAUUAUUUGAGUGAACGAAUCUCAUCGUUCCUUGUUAUGUUCGUUGUCGAUAUUUUUUCUUCAAUACGCUGAAGCCUAGUUCCAACUGGGAAUACUCUCUGCGUUUUCAGUGAAUUGUGUUUUUUAACAUUGUUGAAUGAACACAUUCCUUGAUAGUUUAUUUGCGACGUCAAUGUGAAAUUGUUUUCUUCUCGUGUAUGGAAGCAGCUAUAAGUUGUACUUUCGAGAUUAUUGUGGCAAGGGCCGAAGUAAUCAGUAUAUCGAAAUUUGUCCAGCAAAUAACUUUCAAAAUUCGUUUUUUUUUUUUUUUGUGCGCCGUUGUUACAAGACGGCGUUUUACUUUUACUUCGUUUUAAAUAGGAUUUUUUUUUAGGUAUUUAAUAUAGUUCAAUUUAAGAAAUUGUAGAUUUGGUUCUACCAUGUCAAUAAAAAUAUUCAGGUA